Molecule: messenger RNA, 438 nt
Organism: Naegleria gruberi
Lineage: Eukaryota; Heterolobosea; Eutetramitea; Acrasida; Naegleriidae
Exons: 1
Coding region: 1-438 (145 amino acids)
Molecular function (GO): protein binding
Source: RefSeq, a predicted model, not a curated record
AUGGAAGAACCAUCAGCAACAACAACUCUCACUCUGAUUGAUCUUCAUCCAAUCUCUCCGAAUUUAUUUACAAAAUUGAAAGAAAAAUUUAAAUCACCUCCUCUUGUGGAAUUUUCACAAAAUUUCAGACGAAUUGAUGCAAUUUCAAAUGGUUCUUUUAAUAUGGCAAUUUGUAGGGAAUUUAAUUAUUUAGUUACUGGUUCUCAUGAUUCUUUAGAAAUCUAUGAUUUGAUCACUCAUCAACCAGUUCAAGAAUCAAUUCAUUUUGGUGAAGGAGUUUAUGGAAUUGAUUUUGAAAGGGAAAAUUCAGGACAGUUAAAUUUGAUACUCUCCACCAGGAGAAAUCAUGUUGUAAAAUAUGAUUUUAAAAGAAUAUUGAGAGAAAAGAGUUUUGGUGAACCAAUUUUUCAAGUUCCAAUUAGAUUUGAUCAUGUUUGA